CUGCAACGUGGCGGCCUCGCCCCUCCCAGCGCCCCGCCCAUCUCGCCAAUAGGAAGCUGCCAAACAGAGGCGGGUCAACGUGUAACGCUUUACAGGAUUGGCCCGACUGGGCUCCCAUCACUUACAGGACUAAGUGCUGCGCUGCUGUUUAAGUGAGGAUGGAUCCCCAUAGUGUCCUGUGCCUGAUGCUGCUAGUCCUAUGCACUGGAGAGAUACUCUGCAAGCCCACCUUCCGAAAGGAGAGGAUCCGACUGGACCCGGAACUCAACAGCCAGAUCCACGAAGAGAACCAGAGCUUCCAACAGGACCACGAGGCUUUCCUGGGCAAAGAUGAGGCCAAGACCUUUGAUCAGCUCACCGCCGAAGAGAGCACAGACAGACUGGGAAAGAUCGUUGAUAGGAUCGAUAGCGAUAGUGAUGGGCUCGUUAACACAGAGGAGCUAACGGCAUGGAUCAAGCGAGUACAAAAAAGAUACGUUUAUGAGAAUGUCGCGAGAGUCUGGAAAGACUACGACGUUAAUAAAGACAAUGCAAUCUCUUGGGAAGAAUACAAGCAAGCCACAUAUGGAUAUUACCUGGCCAACCCUGAAGAGUUCCAAGAUGCGACCGAACAGUUCAGCUUCAAGAAGAUGCUGCCCAGAGACGAAAGGAGGUUCAAACAAGCAGAUCUCAAUGGGGAUUUAGCAGCAAACAGGGAAGAGUUCACUGCAUUUCUCCACCCAGAGGAGUUUGAACAUAUGAAGGAUAUUGUGAUAUUGGAAACCCUGGAAGACAUAGACAAGAAUGAGGAUGGGUUUGUGGAUCAAGAUGAAUAUAUUGCGGACAUGUUUUCACAUGAAGAAGGUGGCCCUGAGCCUGACUGGGUAGCCACAGAAAGGGAACAAUUUGCAGAUUUUAGAGACCUCAACAAAGAUGGAAAGAUGGAUAAAGAGGAGAUCAGGCACUGGAUUCUUCCACAGGACUAUGACCACGCACAAGCUGAAGCCAGACACCUAAUCUAUGAAUCAGAUCUGGACAAGGACAAGCUGCUGACUAAGGAGGAAAUAUUGCACAACUGGAACAUGUUUGUGGGGAGUCAGGCAACCAACUAUGGAGAGGAUCUCACGAGGAACCAUGAUGAAUUGUGAACACGGAACUUGUACAGACUGUGACUUCUUUUUUUUCGACUCUUAACACGGUCCCUUGCAUUUGCACCAACACUUUUAUUACCUCAAGUUGGGUAAAAAUACCCUUUUUUUUAAAAAAAAAGCAUUUCUAAGCCUUCUAGUAAUUCAAAUAUGACAACUAAUCCUGCUGUCUAGAAUAUUGUUUUAAAGAAUGUCAAGUGCAGGGAAAACUCUGCCCCAGAUGUGUUCUAGGGACCACUUACACCUAAAUACAAAUUGCUAGUUAUAUUGUGACUAACCUAUAGGAUGUUUUGGCCUUUUAACUGCUUCAUAAUUAACUGGCAACUGUGUUUUAUAUGCACAAGCGGAGCAGGAAAAAAGAAGGGCCAAAGGAUAUUUGAAGGAACAAUUCAGUGUAAAAAUAAAAACCGGUUAAAUAGAAAGGUUGUGCAAAAUAAAAAAUGUUUCUAAUAUAGAUAUUUAGCCAAAAAUGUAAUGUAUAAAGGCUGGAGUGAUCAGUGGAAGCCAAGAGAGCUGCAAAGCAGGAAGUAUUGUUCUGGCUAUGAUGUUAGACAUCCAGUCACUCCAGCCUAUCUAUUUGCCCAGUUUUAAGUUUUACACGGAAGAAUUCCUUUAAGGUAUAAUAUGCAAGGUAUACAAUAUUUAAAAGGAAUAUAUAGUGUGCUUAUCAGCAGCAUCUUCAUUUCAUGUCUUGAUUCAUCAGGACUUUUUAUAAAGAUAUGAUCUGUAUAAUUUGGGGUUACCGUAUAUAUUUAUAUGAUUAAUACUCAUGAAAUAGGCAGCAACAAUUCUGAGUAUUUGCGUAGAACGUCCCUUUUCUGUAUACAGGUAUGGGAUCCGUUAUCUGGAAACACUUACCCAGAAUGCUCCGAAUUAUGGAAAGGCCUUCUCUCAUAGACUUUAUUUUAUCCAAAUUUUUAAAAAUGAUUUCCUUUUUCUCUAUAAUAAUAAAACAGUAGCUUGUACUUGAUCCCAACUAAGAUAUAAUUAAUCCUUAUUGGAGGAAAAACCAGCCCAUUGGGUUUGUUUAAUGUUUACAUUAUUUUUUAUAAGACUCAAGGUAUGAAAAACCAAAUUACGGAAAGAUCCAUUAUCCGGGAAAACCCCAGGUCCCGAGCAUUCUGGAUAACAGGUCCCAUAUCUGUAUUUGUAUUUUCACUUAUGGGUAAGGCUUUCCUUAGGUGGCAUAUUUAUCGAAUGCCGAAGACGGAGCUGAUCAAGUUUCCACAUUUCGCUGUACAUGAAUUCUGAAUUCACGGUAUAGCAAACUUGAUUUGUUCAGAAGUUUCAUCAUCCUCAUCAUUAGGGAUGCACCGAAUUCACUAUUUCGGUUUCGACUGAACCCCCAAAUCCGGUGCGAAAAA
This is a messenger RNA of Xenopus laevis (African clawed frog), 2491 nucleotides long. It is a transcript of the gene rcn1.L, whose product is annotated as reticulocalbin 1 L homeolog. The record is from RefSeq and is a predicted model, not a curated record. NCBI's taxonomy places the organism in Eukaryota, Metazoa, Chordata, Amphibia, Anura, Pipidae. The transcript is spliced from 7 exons. Bases 159 to 1127 code for a protein of 322 amino acids. Gene Ontology annotation, molecular function: calcium ion binding. Gene Ontology annotation, cellular component: endoplasmic reticulum.